This is a messenger RNA of Lepisosteus oculatus (spotted gar), 1806 nucleotides long. RefSeq names its product radial spoke head component 9 (gene rsph9). Lineage: Eukaryota; Metazoa; Chordata; Actinopteri; Semionotiformes; Lepisosteidae. Gene Ontology annotation, cellular component: axoneme; radial spoke. The record is from RefSeq and is a predicted model, not a curated record. Gene Ontology annotation, biological process: motile cilium assembly; axoneme assembly; cilium movement involved in cell motility.
UUUACCUUGACAACCAUCUCCGGUUAAGGCUGAAUUUAAAAGCACUGAAGCUGUUACGUUUCCUAUACAUUAACUGAAGUAACAAAAUAUAUCUUACACAUUUCUUUGUAUAUUUUUGUUACGUUUAUUAAAGAUAGUAUGGAUUCUAAUACUUUAUAUUACUCUCUAGACCUCGUGUCUGGCAGCGGCUUAGUACUGAGUGUUGAGCAGAAGGCAGCUUUGCAGACUUCUUUGGUAAUACUGAAAGGAAAUUAUAGAUUUGAACGUGUUCUGUUCUGGGGCAAAAUUCUGGGGAUUAAAAAUGAUUAUUUUAUAGCUCAAGGAGUUACACAAGACAGAAUGCGCGGAAAGAAGACGUUGUACAGUUUGAAUUGCAUGGACUGGCACCUGCUCCCUCCCGCCACUGACACAAUGAUUACAGAGAUAUCUGUCGUGAAGGGCCGAUUUAUGGGAGACCCUUCCUAUGAGUAUGAGCACAUUGAGACAAAGAAGCUGGGGGAAGGUGAUGAGGCUGUGGAAGAGGAAAUUACAGUAAAAGUCAAAGAGGAAAAGCGGCUUGCAGCCACAAUAUCCAUCAUAGAUAAGGAAGUGUCAGUAGUACCAAGGGGAGCAUUUAUCAAGACUCCACAUGGCCAUGUCACAAGCAACAGGAGUUUUGAAGGGCUGUCUGUAACAGAAGCUGGAAAGAUAAGCAACUAUUUUCACUUUUCUGAACCGGUUAACCUUAAGAAGAAAUCUCUUCUGGAGAAAGCUGAUCUAGACCCAUCAAUUGAUUUUCUGGAUUCAAUUGAAGAAGAUAUACCAAAAGGAUCAUGGAGCCUGCAGUUUGAAAAAGUGUUUCAAUAUAAACAGAUGAUCUUUGCAUCUGUAUGAAGAAUAACAGUAGAUGUCACAAUGGCUGAAAAUCAAUAAAGCUAAGUACUUUGCCUAUUUCAUGCCUUCUUUGCAAGUUAUACAUUUAAUUUUGACAGUUUAAAUGAUGACAAGUCUUCCAAUUAAUUUCUCUUGUGGCUGAAAUAAUUACUAUUUUUCUAGUUCAUGUCUUCUUAGAUUUGCUUUGGCUUCUAAAUUCUAAACCUAAACCUUGUGCAUGCAAUCUCACAAAUAUUUUGGGGUUGGGCUACCAUUUUCCACCAGCUCUUAAAUCAGAAAGUCAACUUAAAAAAUCAGUUUUAACUUCAUUCGGUAUUAUAUCCACACAAAAGAUGUUAAAAAAGUUAUGCAGAUAUGUGCUGAUCUCCUCUGUCUUUGUAGAUUUUCUACUUUUACAAACUGCUCCCUUAAACUAAUAUGCAUCUCAGAGUCAAAACCUAUGGGGCAGAGACUGGUGCUCAGCCAAAAAGUGGGGAUUUGAUUUGACAAUGACAGCUGGUUAAAUUAAAGGUGCUAUUACUGUAGUAUUUUAAACAGAUGGGUGUCUUAACGGGUGAUAAAGAGAGGAAAAAAGGAGAGCUAUCACAUUUAGCACUUUAAAUGUGAAUUUAAAUUUAUGGUGUUGACUGAGAAUCUCCCUCAGUCAUUUUCUAUUAGGGAAAAAUGUAAUUUUAUUUAAAAUUUGAAACAACACAGAAAAAGGAACUCUCCAGAUUGUCUCAAGCUCUCAUUGUUAAUUCUUUCCGAUAGAAGUAAUCCAAACUUGCCUGGUAAAUAUAAGAACUCAUGCAUGGUACAUGGAUGAUUUAUGGGUGCUAUACCUAGUAGUUGAACACAAGCCAGAAAUAUCCUAACAAAGGAAAAACAAGCAAUAUUUAACACUCACUUCAAAUAAUAUAGUGUUUUAUACAACUUUCAACCCUCAUCUCAAAG